UAUCAGUCAUCUCCUUCACAGGAAUCCUCAAUCUGAAACUAGCUUGACGCCGCUCUGCCACGGCUGAGAAAAUAGCGACGCGGAAACACGCUCGUCUUCACGAUCCAGCGAUUCCGCUCUCCGACGAGUCUGCGUAAGGUGAAGAAUCACGAGGCCAGCCGCCGGUGAAGAAUCGCGCGAUUCGUCUGGAAAUCGCGAUUCAAGCUCGAUUCAUCUCCGUUAUAGAGAUUCAACCACGAUUCAGGAACAAAAACAAGACAACUUCCGAUUCGUUUCAGUAGCAGCUAGAAUCGUAUCGAAUCGUGCGACACGUAUCGUGAACCGUACGAUACUAACUACCAUGUGCAUAAUUAGAGGCAAUUUUUGCUGCUGAAAUUUCUGUUGUUUUGAUUCAUUUCCACUUCAACAUUUUGGAGAUAUUAGUAUUUGGGAGUUACGACGUUUGGUCAAAGAUGAUUACGAACCCUUCAUUGCAUGCUUCAACAUUGCCAAGUGCUUUAUCUUCAUCUCUGGUUACUCUACAUGGAAGUUUUGUAAAUUGUAUGCCCUGCUUUCCAUUUAGACCCCAGAGAAAAAUCAAUAGGAUAAGAGCUACAUCUGCUGCAGAUGGAGGGCCUGUUGAGUCAUCGCCAGCUUCGGGAUCAAAGAAUCCUCUUGCGGUUGUUUUGGACAUUCCUGGUACCCUUUGGAAGCAAACAAUGCGUCCAUUAAGUGAUUUUGGGUUUGGUGGUAGGAGCAUAUGGGAAGGUGGGGUAGGAUUGUUUUUAGUUUCAGGUGCAGUUCUAUUUGCACUUAGUUUGGCCUGGUUGAAGGGUUUCCAAAUGCGAUCCAAAUUGAGGAAGUACACAGCAACAUUUGAGUUUGAUCAGGCUUGUGGUAUAUGCACUGGAACUCCUGUGAGGAUCAGAGGUGUGACUGUUGGUGACGUCAUUGGUGUGAAUCCUUCCUUAAGAAGUAUUGAAGCUAUUGUUGAGAUUGAAGAUGAUAAAACAAUCAUACCACGGAAUUCAUUGGUUGAAGUUAACCAGUCGGGUCUUCUUAUGGAAACUAUAAUCGACAUUACUCCUCGUGAUCCUAUUCCAACACCUUCCGCUGGACCUCUUGACCAAGAAUGUUCUAGAGAAGCUCUCAUAGUUUGUGAUAGAGAAAAGAUUAAGGGUAUAGAAGGAGUAAGUUUGGAUAAAUUGGUUGGGAUAUUUACCCGUCUUGGGCAAGAUGUAGAGAAAAUUGGCAUUGCUAAUAGCUAUUCGUUGGCUGAACGAGCUGCUUCAAUAAUCGAAGAAGCAAAACCACUUCUUAUAAAGAUGAAAGCCAUGGCUGAAGAUGUUCAACCUUUGUUGACUGAAGUCCGUGAUAGUGGCCUGUUGAAGGAAGUUGAGACUUUAACCCAAAGCCUUACACAAGCGACUGAGGAUUUGAGAAGGGUACACUCAUCCAUUAUGACCCCUGAGAACACUGAACUGCUCCAAAAGUCCAUAUAUACUCUGAUUUUUACCCUGAAGAACAUUGAGAAUGUUAGCUCGGAUAUUUUGGGUUUCACUGGCGAUGAAGCUACAAGAAAGAGUUUGAAAUUACUUAUCAAGUCCCUCAGCAGGUUAUUGUAGGUCAAAAUUCCAAUUAAAGUAGGAUAUAACGCAAUUAGGUUAUUUCCAAUGUGUUUCACCAACCACAACAUUGAAGGAGUAAAUAGUAUUUUGUUACUGUUUUUUGUUGUCUCUAAGGAGUGGCAGUACUGAUGGUUUUUACAUUCUACUGUAAUAGAAAUUUGUUUACAAUGAGGUGCAGAGAUGUUAUUGAUUGGGGCAGAUGAUUGCUGUGCACAUUCUUAUGAUUGUCAUACUUCGGCUAAAAUGUUUGACCCUCACUUUUGUUAGUUGUCAUUGCAAAACAAACAAUUAAUGGAAAUUAUCAUCUUUGAUAUUUGAAGGGCA
This is a messenger RNA of Glycine soja, 1931 nucleotides long. Its product is annotated as protein TRIGALACTOSYLDIACYLGLYCEROL 2, chloroplastic-like. Gene Ontology annotation, molecular function: lipid carrier activity; phospholipid binding. The coding region runs from base 453 to 1604 and encodes 383 amino acids. The transcript is spliced from 6 exons. The record is from RefSeq and is a predicted model, not a curated record. NCBI's taxonomy places the organism in Eukaryota, Viridiplantae, Streptophyta, Magnoliopsida, Fabales, Fabaceae. Gene Ontology annotation, cellular component: chloroplast inner membrane.